Molecule: messenger RNA, 1773 nt
Organism: Carya illinoinensis
Lineage: Eukaryota; Viridiplantae; Streptophyta; Magnoliopsida; Fagales; Juglandaceae
Product: agamous-like MADS-box protein AGL15
Exons: 8
Coding region: 789-1463 (224 amino acids)
Biological process (GO): positive regulation of transcription by RNA polymerase II
Cellular component (GO): nucleus
Molecular function (GO): RNA polymerase II cis-regulatory region sequence-specific DNA binding; DNA-binding transcription factor activity, RNA polymerase II-specific; protein dimerization activity
Source: RefSeq, a predicted model, not a curated record
CUCGGUUAUAUCUGUUUCUAAGUGCUCUGUUUUGGAUUUUGUUUUUUGAAAUGUUUUGAUGCAUAUUCAAUUUGAUUUUUUUGAACGUUACUAGAAUUAUUAAGUGGGGUUGUGCCUUAUCUUUUAAUAAGUUUUUGGACAUUUUUGCAUGAGCUUUGUUUUGGUUUUUCUUUUGCAAUUUAAAUUUUACGGUGGCUGCUCUGUUCUCAUUUUAUUUUGCUGAAUUUUAUCAGAUGUAGAAACCUUUAAUUUUGGACUCCCUUGCAUGUUUUUGUUGAAGUGAUACUUUCCUCAUUUCUCAUUUUCCCCUUUUUAUUUAUCUUAUUUAUAUUCCUGUAUUCUUCUUUCUUGUCAGUGUUUGUGAUUAUAUUCAUUGAUCAAUAUAUCUGAUUAUGUUUUCUACUUUUGGGAAAGAAUACGAUCUUCUUGGGAUGUUCUAAACGAGAUUCACAUUUCAGCCUUUCAUCGAUUUAAGAUGUUGAAUCGUUCUAUUACUCAUCAAGACACGGAAAAAAAAAUAGAGGUUUUAUUUUGAAUUUUAUACUUAUAAAAUAAUGCUAACUUUUAGCUGUCAAAAGAAAAUUUGGAAUCUGGCAGGAAACAAGUUCUUGUCUAGUUUUCUAAUAGUUUAAGGAGAAAUGUAAUAACGCUCGAGUAAAUUUUCUACCUUACUAGACUUUAAAGAAUGCAGGUACGCUUGCAUGCUAGCACGUGUAACUUGUUGAAAGAAACACACUUUUUACUGAAAGAAGAAGGAAAUGAAGCAAUGCCAGAAAAUGUAAUGUGAAAUGGGAUUUAUCUCUGCUGUCAGUUUAAGCGAGAAGUAUGAAGGGAACACUUUCAAGGUACAACGAGUGUCUAGAUUCUCCCGAGGCUGCAUUAGUAGAAUACAAAGCAGAGUUGUGUUUACAGCAUACUGGGGAUUGAUGCAUUGGACUUUCUUUUUUCUUCAGAAGCAAGAUUCAAAGGAGGUAGAUGUUCUCAAAGAUGAAAUCUCAAAGCUACACGUGAAACACUUACGGCUGUUGGGUAAGGACCUGACUGGCUUGGGCUUAAAAGAACUGCAGCAGCUUGAACAGCAAUUAAGUGAAGGGUUAUUGUCUGUGAAGGAGAGGAAGGAACAAUUACUGAUGGAGCAGCUGGAGCAAUCAAGGAUGCAGGAGCAGCAGACCAUGCUGGAGAAUGAAACUUUGCGCAGACAGGUUGAGGAGCUUCGAGGUUUCUUUCCACCAGCUGACCACCCUGUCCCAUCUUAUCGUGAUUAUUAUCCUGUAAAAAUGCAAAAUACCCUCGCAGAUCAUGGUGUUGGGAGUCCUGAAGUGCACUACAAUUACCAAAUGCAGAAAGAAGAUUCAGACAUUACCUUGCACUUGGGGUUGCCAAUUGAUGUUUAUAGCAAGAUGAAGGAACCAGAGACAGGGAUCCUUUCCAAUGAUUCAGGGAGUCAAAUGGCCAUCUUCUGAUCUCGUUAUUCCUGGGCACCUGGUCAUCUCCUUUCGAUUACAACAUAACAGAUGGAGCUGACUUCAUAGAGUUGUCUAGUUUUAGCAGUUUUUGCUAUUACACCUUUCCAUGCCAUGUAAAAGGGAAAAAAAGGAGAGACUACUAGGAUUCCUAGGUGGAUGAUACAAGAUGGUCCCUUGUAGAAGGUUUGGCUGAUGGGGAUGCAAAAUUGGUAGCUGUUUUUACCAGUUUUUAUCGCAAUUCUAAUACACAUUGCAAAAUAUAGUAGCAUUCUGUUUUAGUUUGUCAGAAGGGGCCUGAUUUUUUUCA